AUGUCACUUAGCCAUCUUACUCUGAAUGAGUACUAUGAGAUACAAUGCAAUGAAUUGGAGGCACUUAAAUCCAUUUAUAUGGACGAUUUUACAGAUUUAACCAAAAAAAAAUCCAGUUGGGAUAAACAACCGCAAAUCAUAUUCGAAAUAUCAUUAAAAUCAAUUGAAACAGAACCCGCACAAUCGUCAUUAACGUUACAUUUCGAACUUACCCCUAUGUACCCUCAUACAAGGCCUGAUAUUAUAUUUAAAAAUGUAAAUAACAUCAUGGAUAGCCAAUUACAAUCUUUAAAAAAAGAAUAUACUCAAAUACAUAAGGAUGCAAGAGGCCAGGAAUUUAUUUUUGAUAUUGCCUCCUUGACUCAAGAGAAAUUAGAUAUUUUCCAAGGGAUGGUAAAUAAUCAAUCGUUAGAAGAGGAUCGAUUGCAAAGAAUACAAGAAUCAAAGGCCCAGAUGGAGAAAGACGAGAAAGAACGUCAAGAACAAGUUGAAAAACUGAAAGUAAGAGAACAAGAAAGGAUUGAUAAAAUUGUUCAGAAAGAAUUAGAGAAGAGACAGGAUGAUGAUGACCAAUUGUUCAAUCCAACUAAACAAAUGAAUCUCUUACCACCUUCAGAAUGGGUAUCAUCAGGAGAAGCAAUUAUAUUUCCGAAGGUUAUAAAGGCCAAAUUACCAAAUAAUUCUUUGUUUAAAUUUAGAGCAGUUGUUAACCCUCAACCGACGAAAUUAUUUUCGGAUCCUUUGAACUUCACAAAUCAAUAUCUAGUGAAACCAUAUAUAGCUCCAGAUUCCCCAUUAGCAAACUCCCUAAUGUCUUCAGAAAUGAUGGAGAAUUUCUAUUUUUUACUCACUGAAGUUCAAUUAGAUAAUCCAUAUUUUAAUACAAGUAAUGGUAAGAAAGAAAUAUCUGUACUCGAAAAAAACCUAGAGCUUCUUUUGAAAGUAAAACAUGACAAUAUACAACGAUUAUAUGCCUACUCGGUAGAAAGGUUAGGUAGAAAUAAUGCCACUUUUGUCUGGAAAAUUAGAUUGUUAACAGAAUAUUCUGUAUCAUACCCAAUUGGAGACGUUAUUCAAUCUGUUGAUUUUGUUAACAUCGCUACAGCUCGUGUUUGGAUGAUUCGUAUCUUAGAAGGUAUUGAAGCGCUACACAAAGUUGGGACAUUCCAUGGUUAUAUUACACCACAAACUGUCUUGCUAGCUAAAGAUUCAGAUUUUGGUACUACAAUCCCUAAAUUAAUAUAUCCCCAUUAUGCAUAUGAUCUUAUCAAUAUGAUCUCUAAAUACCCAAAUAAGCAUGGACCUCCGGUGGACGAACCAUUUUUCACCUGGGAUCCUCCAGAACUGACAAAAGCCAAAAAUAUAAAACCACAGAGAAUGACAGAUAUCUGGUUAACUGGUGUACUUUUCAUACAAAUGAUUAAUGGUAUUGAUACAGUAAUGGACUACUCAUCUCCCAAAGAAUUUUUAGUUGAAAAUAGCAUUGACACCUCCUUAUAUGAUUUGCUUGAAAAGAUGUUAAAUGAAGAACCAAAGAGAAGAUUAGAUAUCCUAGAAUUACUCCCAAUGAAAUUUCUGAGGACAAAUAUUGAUCCUGAUGUUAGAAAGUUUAAUUUGUUGAAAGAAAACCCUACUCAGAAUUCGAUAUCACAGUCUUCCGAAGAUCAAUUAUUUGAAUCGCGAACAUUAUCACAUUCUAGCAACAGAAGAAGAUCUUUUAAUGUUGGGUCUCGAUUCUCUUCCUCUUAUGCUCAUACCAAAUCAAGAUAUGCGACGGAUUUCGAAGAAAUUGCAGUUUUAGGUAAAGGUGCUUUUGGCCAGGUCGUUAAAGCUAGAAAUACUCUCGAUAGUAGGUAUUACGCUGUGAAAAAAGUUAGACACACUGAGGAAAAGCUUUCGACAAUUUUGAGUGAAGUCAUGUUGCUGGCAAGUUUGAACCACCAAUAUGUCGUUCGAUAUUAUGCAGCAUGGUUGGAAGAAGACUCACCAAAUGACAGUGCAGUGGCUUCAAGCGAUGAAGACGAUGAAGACGACGACAGUUUUUCGGAUGAAAGUACUGAUAUUUCGGAAUUAGAGACAGAUGAUCUUUUUAACCAAUCGAACAUAAUGAGGAAUCGUAUAGAGAAUAUCGAUGAAGAUAACAGUAAUUGGGAUUUUAUAUCUAACUCCGGCUAUCCAGAUAUUGUAUUUGCUAAUAGUUCAAGUGGUCAGAAUGAUACCACGACCAACCAAACCGAUGAUAUAGAUAGCACACAUGAUUCUGAAAGUGAGAGUGAGAGUGAUGACGAUGAUGAUGAAGACGUGCAGUCUAUGGGUAUACAAUUUGACAUGACGCAUGAGCCAAUAAAGCAUCAUGAUAUUAACACAAUAAAGAAGAAGAAGAAAAAGAAAAGUACGUUGUUUAUUCAAAUGGAAUACUGUGAAAAUCGUACGUUAUUUGAUUUGAUUCAUUCUGAUAACUUGACAGAGCAACGAGAUGAAUAUUGGAGGUUGUUCCGUCAAAUAUUGGAAGCAUUAAGCUAUAUUCAUUCCCAAGGUAUCAUUCAUAGAGAUUUGAAGCCAAUGAAUAUUUUCAUUGAUGAAUCAAGGAAUGUGAAGAUUGGUGAUUUCGGGCUGGCUAAAAAUGUCCAUAGGUCGGCUGAUUUGUUGAAGAUGGAUUCUGCCAACGUCACUGGUAGUACAGACAACUUAACAUCUGCUAUAGGGACAGCUUUAUACGUUGCUACAGAGGUAUUAACUGGGAAAGGUAAUUACAACGAAAAAAUUGAUAUGUAUUCCUUGGGUAUCAUUUUCUUUGAGAUGGUGUAUUCUUUCAGUACAGGUAUGGAGAGAGUUAAUAUUUUGAAAGAUCUUAGACUUCCAGAUAUUGAAUUCCCAACUGAGUUCGAUGGAAAUAAAAUGAAAACAGAAAAGAGAAUUAUCAAAUUAUUACUAGACCAUGACCCAAGUAAGAGACCAGGAGCAAGAAAACUACUGGAUAGCGGAUGGUUGCCUGUAAAACAUCAAGAUGAAGCCCUGAAGGAAGCUCUAAAGAGUCUAGCAGACCCAUCUUCACCAUGGCAACAAGAUGUACGUGAAAGUUUAUUUAAUCAACCUUACAGUUUGACAAAUGAUAUUUUAUUCGACAGUAUAGAAAAUUCACAGACACCUUUUUCCCAAAUCCUAAGAUCCCAAAUGACAGAAGAAGUAGUAAAAAUCUUUAGAAAACAUGGUGGUAUUGAAAACAACUCUCCAUCAAGGAUAUUUCCUAAAGGUCCAACAUAUAUCGCUCAGAAUGUAUACGAACUAUUAGACCAUGGUGGAAGUGUCCUGCAGUUGCAAUAUGAUCUGACAUACCCAAUGGCAAGAUAUCUAUCUAAGGGACCAAACUGCGUGACGAAGCAAUUCCGUUUACAAUAUGUUUAUAGACCUCCAGCUCAAUCGAAAUCAAGUUUGGAGCCAAGAAAGUUUGGGGAAAUCGAUUUCGAUAUUAUCUCAAGUUCAACUACUCACUCUUCUUUUUAUGAUGCAGAAAGUAUAAAAAUCGUAGAUGAAAUUUUAACAGCAUUCCCUGUUUUUGAAAAGACAAAUACUGUAUUUGUACUGAAUCAUUUUGAUAUUUUGGAUUCAGUAUUUGAUUUCUGUAAUAUCGAUAAAGCUCAGAGAGCAUUAGUAUCUCGUAUGCUAUCCCAAGUUGGGUUUGCAAAGUCUUUCAAGGAGGUGAAGAGUGAACUGAAGGCGCAAUUGAAUAUAUCAUCUACUUCAUUGAAUGAUCUUGAACUUUUUGAUUUUAGGUUAGAUUUUGAGGCUACUAAAAGAAGAUUAGCUAAGAUCAUGGUGGAUAGCCCCUUCCUGAAGAAAAUUGAUGAUUCACUAUCUCAUAUCGUAAAAACACUAAACUUUUUAAAACCAUUAGAAGUCUAUCGAAAUGUCGUAAUAUCUCCACUAAGCAGUUACAAUAAUUCAUUUUACAAAGGUGGUAUCAUGUUCCAGGCGAUAUACGACGAUGGUUCUAUAAGAAACUUGAUAGCAGCUGGUGGUCGUUAUGAUAAUCUGAUUUCAUUUUUUGCUAGGCCAUCAGGAGCCAAAACGUCAAACGUGAAGAAAGCUGUUGGCUUUAAUCUAGCAUGGGAGACUAUAUUUGGUAUUGCACAAAGCUAUUUUAAGAUAGCACCCGGUAAUAAACAUAAGAAGAGAAAUAAGUUUUUGAAAGAUACUGCUGUUGAAUGGAAGCCCAGUAGAUGUGAUGUUAUCAUCUCAAGUUUUUCUAAUUCGUUACUUGAUACAAUUGGUGUUCCUAUUCUUAACAAAUUGUGGAAACAGGGAAUCAAAACAGAUUUCUUACGUAACUGUUACACGGUUGACGAUGUGAUAUCUGGUGCUCAACAAGAUGGUGCAGAUUGGAUAAUUUUAAUUAAACAACAAUCAUACACUAACUCUAGUCAUAAAAGAAAAUACAAACCCCUUAAGAUACGGAAGCUGAAUAGCAAGCUGGAUAUCGACAUGGAUAUUGAUGAAUUUUUACAGUUGUAUAACCAAGAAAUUGCCGAUAAGGAUUUGACUAAUGAUUCAAUACCCAUUGGUGAUAAAUUUGAAGAACAGAACCACUGGGAUGACGGAAGUAGUGCAAGCAGUAGUCAAGAUGGUGAUUAUGAUGACAAAAAGAAUGGAUCCAUUGCUUCGAAUAAGAAAAUCGUAUACGUUCCAAACAUGGCCAAUAGAUCCAAGAAGGCAAGUAAGAGAGAGAAAUGGGUUUAUGAAGACAGUGCCAGGAAUGCAUCACAAUCCAUCGUUCACAAUCUGUCAAUGGCACCAGUAAUUGCCAUUGACGCUCUACGUGAUGAGACAAUGGAGAUGAUAUCUAUAACUUCAUUAAAUCAAAAAGAAGAAUGGCUGAGGAAGGUAUUUGGUUCUGCUAAUAAUUCUGCUCCAAGGAGUUUUGCGACAAGUUUAUAUAACGCUUUAUCGAAGGAGGCAUCUAAAGGUAGUAAAUGGGCUAUUCUUCAUUGUCAUAAGACCGGUCAAUCAAGUGUAAUAGAUUUACAAAGGUAG
This is a messenger RNA of Maudiozyma saulgeensis, 5031 nucleotides long. The record is from the annotation of a GenBank genome assembly. NCBI's taxonomy places the organism in Eukaryota, Fungi, Ascomycota, Saccharomycetes, Saccharomycetales, Saccharomycetaceae.